AUGACAGAUAUCAAGCUUCAGAAUGUCCGGCCAAUGUUUGAGCUGCGCGGUCGCAAUUAUAUCGUGACCGGCGGCCUUGGUGGUAUCGGCUAUGCAGCUGUGCGGUCGCUCUGCGAAAUGGGCGCCAGUGUAGCCGUGUUAGACAUUCAAGACAGAUCAAAGGACGCAUUAGCCGGCGUGGAAAAUGAGUUUGGCACCAGGGUUUUCUACUUCCAGACCGAUGUCACCAAACUUGACAGCCUGAAUGCUGGUGUCGAUAAGGCCAUUGAAGCCCUCGGGUCGCUUGAUGGAUGUCUUCCUUGCGCGGGGAUCAACUGCAACAAGCCAUUUGUUGACCAGUCCUGGGAUGAGUUCACGCGCAUUCAGGAAAUCAAUGUCCGAGGAACAUUUUUCACUGUCCAGCGCGUGGUCAAGCAGCUGAUCAAGCAAGGAACCUCUGGCAGUAUUGUCAUGAUGGCGUCUCAGUGCGCUCACAUCGCUAUUCCAGGUUGCCGCAUGUCCUCCUAUAACGCAUCCAAGGGCGGCGUUCUUAUGCUCACCAAGGCACUUGGGGUAGAGCUGGCCAAGCACAACAUUCGUGUUAAUUCCAUCUCACCUGGGUAUGUAGAUUCUCAGAUGUUCAGGGAUGUAUUGGCCACUCAGAGUGAGCGCGAUGCGAAACAACCAUUCCAGGCCCCGCCAUUGAGGCGCCUCAGCGACCCAAAUGACCUUACCCCCGCUAUUAUUUAUCUUUUCAGCGAUGCGUCUAGACACAUUACUGCUACAGAUAUCAGGAUUACGGGUGGAUUGGACGCUGGGCAGAUUGACGGACACAUUACCUACGAAUAA
Fusarium redolens is the source of this 828-nucleotide messenger RNA. RefSeq lists its product as uncharacterized. Gene Ontology annotation, cellular component: intracellular anatomical structure. The record is from RefSeq and is a predicted model, not a curated record. Gene Ontology annotation, molecular function: oxidoreductase activity, acting on NAD(P)H, oxygen as acceptor. NCBI's taxonomy places the organism in Eukaryota, Fungi, Ascomycota, Sordariomycetes, Hypocreales, Nectriaceae. The transcript is spliced from 2 exons. The coding region runs from base 1 to 828 and encodes 275 amino acids.